AUGUUUCUCCAUCGAACUCGAAGCUCCGUGGUAUUUGUACUCUUCAUCCUAGGUGCCGCUUCUUUAGCCGCCGGCCAGAACUCCUCUUGUCCUCUAGACUUCUCCGUCCUCCAACCUUUCCGGCGUCCGAGACCCGAUGGCGCCACGACCUGCCAGUAUCUCCUCCAAGGUCUACGUCUCCUCUACUCUCAGCAUCUCCGGCAGACGGGUUCUUUCCUUCCGCCACCCGAUUCGGCGGCCUCUUGCUGGGCUGCUUUACAGUCGGCGAUCGCCGGAUUUCUCCCUCGCUUCGAUGUCCGAUCGACAUGUGGUUUCGAGACGCCGUGGAUAUCCGAGGGUUGCAUGAACAUCACCGCCAGGUCUCAAUUCGAAGCCCAAAUCCCUAAUUCGACGCUGAGGACGGCGGUGAUGCGCUGCAAUCUGUCUCUGGAGAGCAAUACCCCUUGUGCCUCGUGCACUCAGAGCUUGUCCGCUUUUCAGGCCUAUCUCACCGGACCUUCCGUCGGAAAUGUCUCCGACUGCGCAGCUUUUCCGUCAAUCUACGCCGCUGCCUACGCCAACAUGUACGGCCCCACCGACAAAGGCACCGCGAAAUGCUUGUUCCAGCUCGAUUUGGCUUCUAGCAGCUCCGGGAAUGGUAAGAAAUUCAAAAUACUAGUUUCGUUAUCCGUCUUGCUCGUUGCGUCUGCGUUGAUCACCGCUUGCUUCUGGUACUACCGGAGGAAAAGGAGAUAUUUGAAAAGGCGGAGUCUAGAAGCGGACCGUAGACAGACACAGACACAGACACAGUCACGGCUAGACUCGAUGAGCGAGAGCACCACUCUGGUGAAGUUCAGCUUCGAGGAGAUCAAGAAAGCGACCGACAAUUUCUCACGGCACAACAUCAUUGGCAGGGGAGGUUACGGGAACGUGUUCAAGGGCGUCUUGGCCGACGGCUCCGAGGUCGCUUUCAAGAGGUUCAAAAACUGUUCCGCUGGAGGGGACGCCACUUUCGCUCACGAGGUUGAGGUGAUUGCGAGCAUACGCCACGUGCACCUUCUGGCCCUGAGAGGCUACUGCACAGCGACGACGCCGUACGAGGGCCACCAGAGGAUCAUAGUGUGCGAUCUGGUGAGUAACGGAAGUCUCCACGACCAUCUCUUCGGAGGCUUCAACUCUCAGCUUGCCUGGCCUCUAAGGCAGAGGAUCGCGCUCGGGAUGGCCAGGGGACUCGCUUAUCUACACUACGGCGCGCAACCCUCCAUCAUCCACAGGGACAUCAAAGCCAGCAACAUUCUCUUGGACCAGACCUUCGAGGCCAAGGUUGCCGACUUCGGGCUAGCCAAGUUCAACCCGGAAGGAAUGACGCAUAUGAGCACGCGGGUCGCUGGGACAAUGGGAUACGUGGCGCCAGAGUACGCGCUCUACGGGCAGCUGACGGAGAAGAGCGACGUGUACAGCUUCGGGGUGGUGCUCCUGGAGCUUCUGAGCAGGAGAAAGGCGAUUGUGACGGAGGAGGAGACGGGGCAGCCGGUGUCGGUGGCUGACUGGGCGUGGUCGCUGGUGAGACAAGGGCAGACAUUGGACGUGGUGGAAGACGGGAUGCCGGAGAAGGGAUCUCCAGAGGUGAUGGAGAAGUAUGUGCUCAUAGCAGUGCUCUGCUCUCACCCUCAGCUACACGCAAGACCAACAAUGGAUCAGGUGGUGAAAAUGCUCGAGAGUAACGACUUCACUGUUAUCUCUAUACCUCAACGACCCAUCCCUCUGGUGGCCUGUAGGGAUGAGAUUGACCGCUCUGUUAGUAGCAGCAGCGGGGGCUCCGGGAAGCUCACUAGCCCCACGGGAUAUCAAGCCUUCUCCUUCGGCGGUGAUGCUCAUGCUCAUGCUCAUGCUCAUGCUCAUGCUCAUGGACCCCACCACAGAUAG
Microthlaspi erraticum is the source of this 1905-nucleotide messenger RNA. Lineage: Eukaryota; Viridiplantae; Streptophyta; Magnoliopsida; Brassicales; Brassicaceae. The record is from the annotation of a GenBank genome assembly.